Molecule: messenger RNA, 599 nt
Organism: Solanum lycopersicum (tomato)
Lineage: Eukaryota; Viridiplantae; Streptophyta; Magnoliopsida; Solanales; Solanaceae
Gene: DDTFR19
Product: ripening regulated protein DDTFR19
Biological process (GO): cytoplasmic translation
Cellular component (GO): ribosome; cytosolic large ribosomal subunit
Molecular function (GO): structural constituent of ribosome
Source: RefSeq, marked validated
CUCUUUCACUUUCUUCCUCACUGGUAAAAUCCCUAAUCGCCGGCAACAGCUACUUUGAGAAGAAAUGGCCAAGUCGAAGAAUCACACAGCCCAUAAUCAGUCCUACAAAGCACACAGGAAUGGAAUCAAGAAACCCAGGAAGCAUCGUCACAGUUCCACCAAAGGGAUGGAUCCCAAGUUUUUGAGGAACCAGAGGUAUGCUAGGAAGCACAACCCGAAGAGUGUUAAAUCCGCUGAGAAGUAAAUGAAUCGUUAUAAUAAUGGGCUAUUUAUUAUGACAGACAAUCUUUGAGUUUUUUGAUGUUUUGGUAUUUGUAAGGAUACUUGAGAGUUAGUAUGCAACCUUGUCUUGACUAUUUAUUACUCUUUCAAUGGGAACAGUUCAAUUUUACGCCAUUACGUGUUGUUAUGCUUAUUUAGCAAUUCGUCAUUUGUACAGUUGCUGUGUUUUUCAGUCUUGUUCAUUAUUAUAAUUUAGAAAUCUCUAGUUUGUCUUGUAAUACAAUUAUUUAGUUGGACUGAAAAGGGAUACAAUUAUAUAGUUAGACUGAAAAGGGAUUGAAGAAGGCUCUCAAUUUGGAGGAUUCACAUAGCAUACU